Molecule: messenger RNA, 534 nt
Organism: Zingiber officinale
Lineage: Eukaryota; Viridiplantae; Streptophyta; Magnoliopsida; Zingiberales; Zingiberaceae
Product: pathogenesis-related genes transcriptional activator PTI5-like
Exons: 1
Coding region: 1-534 (177 amino acids)
Biological process (GO): ethylene-activated signaling pathway; regulation of DNA-templated transcription
Molecular function (GO): DNA binding; DNA-binding transcription factor activity
Source: RefSeq, a predicted model, not a curated record
AUGGACGACAGAUCGAAGCACAACCAAAUGAUUCUGGAGGAUGUGUGGGCUAGUUUCACUAGUGGCACUAGCACUGAUAGAUCCAUGCAACAUAAGCCAUGCCAAACGCAAGAAGAUGAGGAAGAUGGCCUCCAAACAACCAACGACAACCUUCAACUCUUACAGAGGCUUCCAAGCCUUGGUAGGUGGAUCUCCAUGGGAGCUGAGGUAUGGGAGGAAUUGCUCAAUGAUGCCUCCAUUCUCGCUUCACCUAGUUCUAAUAAGCUUAACACAGACUCUAAUUCUACCCCUAACGAUAAUAUCAACACUACAUCAAAAAAAGAUGAUAUGAGGCAUUACAGAGGGGUGAGGAGGAGACCUUGGGGCAAAUUUGCAGCGGAGAUAAGAGAUGCUACGAGAAAGGGUGCUAGAGUUUGGCUUGGAACAUUCAACACUGCUGAAGAAGCUGCCAUCGCCUACGACAGAGCUGCCUUGAGGAUCAAAGGACCGAGAGCUCAUCUCAAUUUCCCUUUGGAGAAUGUCAUUAAUACCUAA